AUGGCCAGCAGGACAACAAACGAUAUCGAGACAACCAACCCGUACGCUGGUCAUGCGGAAUGCUCCGAUUUAGAAGCAGAGGUGUUGUGGGAGUAUGCCAAGCUGGCUAAAGCGAUCCGACGGGUGGACGCUUUGGCCAGGGAUACUGCAGAUAACCCCAAUGACAAGCUUCUGGAAGACUUGCGAGUGCUAGAAAAGAAGAUGGGACUGGUCUUGACCUUGUUCAAAGCCUCGGUCUGGGCUCUGAUUACGGAUCAAGAAGCAGCAGAGGAACAACGCAAGAUGGAGGAGGAUCGUAAACAACGGGAACUUGACGAGCGGGAUCAGAACUCGAGGAACGAGUCGAGCAGGACGAGCGGUUACACGGGGGAUGAGAGCUUUUAA
Filobasidium floriforme is the source of this 384-nucleotide messenger RNA. RefSeq names its product DASH complex subunit Dad3-domain-containing protein. The coding region runs from base 1 to 384 and encodes 127 amino acids. Lineage: Eukaryota; Fungi; Basidiomycota; Tremellomycetes; Filobasidiales; Filobasidiaceae. The record is from RefSeq and is a predicted model, not a curated record. The transcript is spliced from 4 exons. Gene Ontology annotation, biological process: attachment of spindle microtubules to kinetochore. Gene Ontology annotation, cellular component: mitotic spindle; DASH complex.